Molecule: messenger RNA, 3541 nt
Organism: Siniperca chuatsi (mandarin fish)
Lineage: Eukaryota; Metazoa; Chordata; Actinopteri; Centrarchiformes; Sinipercidae
Product: endophilin-B1-like
Exons: 10
Coding region: 883-2397 (504 amino acids)
Cellular component (GO): cytoplasm
Molecular function (GO): protein binding
Source: RefSeq, a predicted model, not a curated record
UAGUGUGAAGUAAGUGAUGUGGAAUUUCUUUAUGUGAGCAAGAUUUUUGUUGUCCAGUCAUGAGUUCAGAUUCUCAAAAGGUCACUGUAUUUUUUAUUAUUACUUUUCUCAUUUUUGUCAAUGCAUGGCUGCUGUUUCAGCUUGCGUUUGGAUAGAAACCUUUAAUACUUGCUUCCACUCAAGAGUAGCUGUCCAAACCUGCACUGGACACUGGCCUUUUGAGUGAGUGUGCUGGAGUUUCUGUGUUUAGUCGUAGAGUGGCGUAGGCACGUAGAGAUUAUGCUUUUAUUCUGAAAAUCGCAACCGGAAGUGUAAGGGCACUUCUUUUUAUAUCAUUAAGAUAUCGGAGAUCCUCAUUCACAUUUUGGCAUUAUUUUCAUUUUAAGACCGCUAUCAAGUCCAUACAUUCAGCUUUUAAAGAGCUAAGUUAGUUUACUGUUAAAUGUACCAAUGAAGCUAGCGUUUGAGGCAGCAAAUUAAAAGUCCUAUAAGAAAACGGGAGUUAGCGGUAACGUUACACAUAACUAAAUGCACAUUCCUGUGCUGACCUUCCGUUGGUGUAAAGGUCAGCCGUUACGGCCAAACCGAGGCUGUAAACCAGUUGUAAGCGCAGCCAAUUUGUCAGAAGGUGCACGCAACAUGGCUGGAGGAUAAACUGUCCAUCACACACGCAGGUGCUUCCACUUGCGUCGUCUUCAUGUUGGUGUUAACGGACCGUAAUCUGGCUAACAGAGCGUGGUGGUUAGCGUUUGAGGCCAUGACGAGGUCAGCUAGCUGUUGUUGGUCACUGAGCUUUUUAUAGCUAACGCUAACUCAGUCCUGCUGGCCCGUUAACGUUCUGUUGGACCACCGAGGACAGCGCGCGACCUUGGGGACGUUGUCAUGGAUUUGACUCGGUUGGCUGUGGAUGCUGGUCAGUUCGUCAACCGGGCUGUUCAGUACACGGGGGAGAGUCUUGGCCAGGCACACAAGACAGAGUUGGACCCCGGGCUGGAGGAGCUCCUGGCCCGGACAGACGCCACCAAAACCUGGACAGACCAGAUAAUCUCCCAGACUGAGGUUUUACUGCAGCCCAACCCCGGAGCACGUUUAGAGGACCGGCUGUAUGAGCAUCUGGAUUGGAGCGUCCCACCUCGGCCUCGAGCACAUGAGAUACUGGGAGACCAAAUGAUCCAGGCUGGGCUGGAGAUGGGAGCCAAUACACCCUAUGGAACGGCACUGCUCAGGUGUGGAGAGGCUCAGAAGCAUCUUGGCGAGGCAGAGAGGAAGUUUGUCCAAAGCACCAACAUCCACUUUCUCACCCCUCUGAGAACUUUCACUGAGGGGGAAUACAGGGCCAUACAGGAUGAGCGCAGGAUGUUGGUGAAUAAACGUUUGGACUUGGACAUAGCUAACACCAGACUAAGGAAAGCCCAUGAGGCUGACCAAGAGGCCAGAAAUCUGAAUGCAAACCCGCUGGACGUCGACUACUUGUCUCAUGUCUCCUACAUGUUCAGCUUCCUGCGUGUUAAAUGGCUAAAGAUGUGGGCUCAGGAAAUCUCUCAGGCAGAGAUGGAGCUGAGGAUCUGUCAGACUCUGUUCGACCGACAGUCAGAAAUUACAAGACAAGUUGCGGAAGGAAUCAGCAACACUCACAGCAACCACAUGCAGAGCCUGACUGACUUUGUGGAGGUUCAGGCCUGUUACUUCCACCAGUGCAACCAACAUGCUCAGGAGCUUCAGAAACAGCUGGCCAGCAUUCCAGCAGUCCUCUGCUCCAAUAACUGGCAGUCAGCAAUUAGCAAUGCAGUUAAUCAGCCAUCUACAAGCAACCAUGUAGCCAAUGAGCCCGCUGGGUUAAAUCAGGUCACUCCAAUUCCUAUAUUUGACCACCACCUUCCAGACUUCGACCAGGACUCGUGGACUGCAAAUCCACCGCCUGGAACUGAAAAAACAACUGAUUCCUCUGUUACCACACAGCCACCUGAUCAGACAAAUAAUAACAAUAACAACAACACCUUCUUUACUGAUGGCCAGGCAACCAGUCACUGUUCAGCGGCCGACCAAGCAUUUGAUCAUGUCUGUACAUCAAAUUCAGACAGUCACCCAAAAGAUCAGAUCUCAGUACUCGGCAGAACAGUCAGCACACCAACCAACAGAGCAACAGCUGCAAUAACCAAUGAUGCAGGUAUUCUGAGAACAACAGCUUCCCCACCUUCUGGACUUAGUGGAACCUCAAACGAGUCUCAGACAGCAAAUGCAGUCGCUAGUGAGACCGUAACAACCAGUGCCAUGGCUAUUGAGACCUUGACAACCAAUGGCAUGGCUGCUGAGCCCCAAACAACCAAUGAAACCGCAAGAGAGCUGCCCACCAUUAAUGGAGAAGAUGUCCAGCAGUCAUCAACUGUGGUUCAGUAGAGACUAAUGUCUGGCGGGGGAUGUGACACCAGGCCAAAGCCAUGUCAGCUGGGACUUAACUUUGAUUGGAGCUUCAGCUGAUUUAGACCAGUGGUAUUUGGCAUUGUAGACCUGAGAAUACAGACUGUAUUAGAAAGGAACAGAUACACAAUCAUUGGUGUGGUACAACAUGUGGUAUGGUUAAAAAAACAUUAAUUAAUCCAUUAGGGAAGAUAAUGUGAAGUGGUUGUAACGUGAAAUAGUGCCACAAUCAUUUUAGCCUUUAGCCAUAUUCAUAUAUUAUUCAUGUUGUAUGAAAAUUAUGACUUGAGUAUCAGUCACAGUCAGAUUGUGAAAAGUUGUUUUCAUUCUGUGAAACUAAAUCUUUAUUUUUACAUUUAGCUAAAUGAGAGAACUAAUGAAGCUUUGUGCCAAGUGUAUGUGUAUAUAAUUGUUGGUGUGAAAGCAUCACUUCAAGUGUGAGUGUUUCUGUCUGUGUCCAUGUCUGUCAGCAACCCAUGUGCACUCACUUAUGUUUACAGCCUCCCCAAACCUGUGACAAGAGAGGUGUAUGUACAUGUAUGUAACUCUGCCACCUCUUGACUCAUGUUACUAGAAGCUGAGGUCAUUUUCCACAUGAAACAUGUUACUUACGUGUGUCGGUGUGACAAAACACCAAGCUGAACAGGACCUUUAUGCUGUAGCAUGGUGCAAAAUAUGUUUCCUCAUACACACUCUGGGUGUUUCCCCCUACACACAGUCAAAACAUUUAUUCACUUUUAUCCUUUUACCCCCUAAAAGCCCCCACUAGGUGAAAUGGGUAGAGGUUUCCAUGUCCAGAUGUUGUUAAUUUUCUACGUGAGGGCAGCCCUGCUCUACUGUGGUGUGGGUCCACUCUGGGGACAUAUUAACGUAGCAGAGUACUGAUGUAAUCGCCCACCAGCUCUAUGCUGCUCUACGCGUUUGUCCCAAUACUUAAAGAUGUGUGUGUAUGGAUAACUACAGUAUUCACAAUUCAGGUUGCUGCCAGUUUUAAACUGUGUGUACAGUCAUAAUUCAGUCACAUGCUGUAUAUUGAGUUGAUGUCAGUGCGAGGUUGGAGUUUUCACUUGAUUCAUGUGAAGAUGUGGAAAUAAAUACAAACACUGAUGUCAUGUCAAUCCAA